Molecule: messenger RNA, 555 nt
Organism: Trichechus manatus latirostris (Florida manatee)
Lineage: Eukaryota; Metazoa; Chordata; Mammalia; Sirenia; Trichechidae
Gene: RAX2
Product: retina and anterior neural fold homeobox 2
Exons: 2
Coding region: 1-555 (184 amino acids)
Biological process (GO): positive regulation of transcription by RNA polymerase II
Molecular function (GO): DNA-binding transcription factor activity, RNA polymerase II-specific; RNA polymerase II cis-regulatory region sequence-specific DNA binding
Source: RefSeq, a predicted model, not a curated record
AUGUUCCUGAGUCCAAGCGAGGGGCCCGUGGCAGAGGGCGGGGGGCCAGGGCCGGGUGAGGGGGCCCCCAAGAAGCAGCACCGGAGGAACCGCACGACUUUCACCACGUACCAGCUGCACCAGCUGGAGCGGGCAUUCGAGGCCUCCCAUUACCCGGACGCGCACAGCCGAGAGGAGCUGGCGGCCAAGGUGCACCUGCCUGAGGUGCGCGUGCAGGUAUGGUUCCAGAACCGCCGGGCCAAAUGGCGCCGCCAGGAGCGUCUGGACUCAGGUUCAGGGGCUGUGACAGCCUCACGGCUCCCGGAGGUCCCAGCACUGCCCUUCGCCCGCCCUCCAGCCGUGCCGCUGCCCCUGGAACCCUGGCUGGGCCCAGGGCCCCCGGCGGUGCCAGGCCUCCCAUGCCUCCUGGGCCCAGGCCCGGCCAUGCAGGUGCCCUUUGGGCCACACGCCUUUGGUCCAGCCUUCGCCGACGAUUUCACCCUAGAGGAGGCGUCCCUGAGGCUGCUGGCCAAGGAGCACGCACAAGUCCUGGAUAGGGCCUGGCCCCCAGCCUGA